Exophiala oligosperma is the source of this 6795-nucleotide messenger RNA. RefSeq lists its product as uncharacterized. Bases 382 to 6540 code for a protein of 2052 amino acids. The transcript has 4 exons. The record is from RefSeq and is a predicted model, not a curated record. Gene Ontology annotation, molecular function: fatty acid synthase activity; [acyl-carrier-protein] S-acetyltransferase activity; enoyl-[acyl-carrier-protein] reductase (NADH) activity. Gene Ontology annotation, cellular component: fatty acid synthase complex. Gene Ontology annotation, biological process: long-chain fatty acid biosynthetic process. NCBI's taxonomy places the organism in Eukaryota, Fungi, Ascomycota, Eurotiomycetes, Chaetothyriales, Herpotrichiellaceae.
AUUCGCUCCGACAAUCUCUUAGAAGCAUCCAUCCUGAGACGUCACAACUCAAGGACAGGCAGUCUAUGAGGCGAAGCUAUGGACAAACUUUACCGACCGAUAUAUUAUCAUAAAAACGCUCGCGUGGAAGCUACCAUCUUAUUCACUUUCGCUUUCAAGCCAUUCGUCAGUGUACCAAGUCCCUCCUUUCCUCGAGUUUUCCAUACCUCCGUCCCAUACAGAACCAAUUCAUUCGCAAUUGCUCGCAGGAUCUUCGUCUCUCUCUCUAAUGUGUGGUCGUUGAUUUCUGAGGGCUUGACCCUAUUGAAUCCUGGAAGCAAUAACUUGACUCUCCAGCCAUCGGCAAAGAAAGCAACUUCAAGAUCCUGAUUGACCACCAAAAUGAAGUCGUCCACACCCACGGAUAUUGUCAAGCUCCCUCUCCUAUUCAAACAUAUUGGCCAUACUUUGUCCAUCGACGCAGAUCUUGUUCCUCAGGUCAGAUGGCAGAGGGACGUGUUCCUACACGCGCUCUCCCAUCCCACCCAACCAGAUGUGGCCGAACCAUCCUCAGCGGAAGAGCUUAUUCUUAGAUUUCUCGGCUUCCUGGUUGAGAAUAAUGCCUCUUCUACAAUUCUACAAUGCUUAUUGAGGACUUUUGAAAAGAACUUUCUCAAGGACAAUGAUGUCCACCUGCUGAUAAGCUCUCUUCCAGUCACCGCCAAUAUUCGCAGGGACCUUUUCUGUGCUUUUUACACCGCCAGGUCCAGAUGUGUUGGAAUCAAGACGCCACCAAGCGCCCUAUUGGAUCUUGCGGAACAAGACCAGGCGAACUUGUUUGCAGUGUUUGGAGGACAAGGUACUAAUAAUCCAAGAUGCGUAGCUUCUUUGGCCACCCUGUACUCCACAUACAAACCAUUCAUUGCACAGCUCAUCGAUGAAGUUGCGUCGCCGUUGCUUUACAAGCUCUGUCGGCUACCCGAGACCGAAGAUCACUACUGCGGACGCUAUAUUGAACUUAGUACCUGGCUGCAGAACCCUUCGAAGAUCCCUAAUACCGACUUCAUCUCUCAAGCUCCGGUCAGCUUCCCUAUCAUUGGCUUACUGAGCUUGGCACAAUAUUCGGCGACUUGUCAGGUGUUAGGCCUGACCCCUGGGGAGCUCAGAGCCCAUAUACGUGGCACAACUGGACAUUCUCAAGGUCUUGUCAUUGCGGCAGCGAUCUCGUUGGCAGAGUCAUGGGAAUCCUUCUACGACAUUUCGAGGCAAGCAAUCGAACUCUUGUUUUGGCUAGGCUUCUACUGCCAUCAAGCCAGGCCCGCCUCGUCUGUUUCGGCUGCUCUCGUGAAAGAGUGUCUUGAAAAUGGUGAGGGUCAGCCAUCAUCGAUGCUGAGUGUGCGAGGCUUAGAUCGACUCCGUGUCGAGGCACUCCUUGCAAAGUUCAACAAGAAUUUGAAAUCAGAAGAUCAACUACUCCUGGCACUCGAGAACGCCCGCGAUAACUUUGUCCUAGCAGGGCCUGUCACUUCCCUGGUUCAUAUGAACUCAUACUUCCGCUCUUUAAAAGCAAAGGAUGGACUCGAUCAGAGUCGCGUCCCGUUCAGCAGCCGGAAGCCUGUAAUUCAUCAUCAGUUUCUACCCAUCAGCGCCCCGUUCCAUACGAGCUAUUUAUCGACUGCAGCCGAGAAAGUCAAGCUACGUCUCCGCAAUAUGUUAAUGACCAAGACUUGUUUGGCAAUCCCUGUUUAUCAUAGCAAGACAGCCGAUGACCUCAGAGACAGCAGCACUGACAACCUCGUCGAUGUUCUAGUGGAUGCUAUUGCAUGUGAACAAUGUCAAUGGCCUGCUGCCUUGAAACUGCCUCAAGCAACUCACAUCUUGGCGUUUGACGUUGGCAUCGGUGAUCUUGUGAUGAAAGUGAAAGAAGGCGAAGGUGUCCGCAUCAUCGAUGUUACCAAUCUCGAUGUCCGGGCCGAAGCUGCCACUGCUGCUGAUUUCUACUCCUCAAUUCUACUGACCUCAGCGGCACCGAUUGAGUCUUGGGGCAAGCAAUUCCAGCCACGCCUUGCGCGCUCUAGCAACGGUGACUGGGUUAUGCAGACGAAAUUGAGUCAACUGCUGAGCUGCCCGCCCGUGAUGGUUGCUGGUAUGACACCCACAACAACCCAUUGGGACUUCGUCUCCUCCAUCAUGAAAGCUGGUUACCACAUCGAGUUAGCUGCAGGUGGUUUCUACAAUGCUGAAGCCAUGUCUUCGGCGAUUGAGAAGCUUGUGGAAAGCCUCCCAGCCGGACGAGGUGUCACUUGCAAUGUCAUCUAUGCAAGCCCGCACACUUUGAGCUGGCAGAUCGCUACGCUACGCAUGCUGUCUAGGAAGGGACUACCUAUUCAUGGUCUCACAAUUGGAGCUGGCAUUCCUUCUGCUGAUAUCGUGGCCGAAUACAUCAACACGCUCGGAAUCAAACACAUCUCCUUUAAACCUGGUUCUUCGUCAGCCAUCAGAGAUGUAAUCGACAUUGCCAAGGCUCAUCCGAACUUUCCAAUCAUCCUUCAAUGGACUGGAGGCCGAGGAGGUGGACAUCAUUCGUAUGAAGACUUUCACGCACCUAUUCUCAAUCUAUACGGUGCCAUCCGGAGACAAAGUAACAUCAUUCUCGUUGCCGGAAGUGGCUUCGGUGGCGCCGAGGACACUUAUCCCUACCUGACAGGUGCUUGGGCUUCUCGGUUCGGCUACGUUUUUAUGCCCUUUGAUGGCGUUUUGUUGGGCAGCCGUAUGAUGGUCGCUCAAGAGGCGUACACGUCCUUGGAAAGCAAACUUCUCAUUUGUCAGGCUUCAGGCGUCCCUGAUUCGGACUGGGAAAAAAGCUACAGAGCUGCAACCGGCGGCAUUGUCACGGUUCAGUCAGAAAUGGGGCAACCAAUUCAUAAGAUCGCAAAUCGUGGAGUUCUUUUCUGGGCUGAGAUGGACAGAAAGAUUUUCAACCUUCCCCGAAAAGAGCGCCUUCCAAAGUUGCUCAAGAGCAAAGACACCAUUAUCCAGAGGCUUAACGCUGACUUUGCUAAGCCUUGGUUCGGAAGGACGUCGGCUGGCAAAGUAGCCGAGGUAGCAGAGAUGACCUACACGGAAGUCCUAGAGCGUAUGGUCAGCUUGAUGUACGUAUCUCAUCAGAAACGGUGGAUCGACCCUUCGUACGCCACUUUCGUCUACGAUUUCACUUGCCGCGCCUUGCAAAGACUGCCACAUGAUGAUCGGAUCGAGCUAUCACCGGCCGUUCUGGACGAUCCACGCACAUUCCUGGCCAAUUUCGCAAGCUCCUGUCCGGAGGCUUCAACGACGAUUUUGAAUCCAGAGGAUUCGGCCUUCUUCCUUCUCAGAUCGAGAUCGCGUGGCCAAAAACCUGUCAACUUUAUCCCUGUCCUUGAUGAUAACUUCGAGUACUAUUUCAAAAAGGAUUCCCUGUGGCAGUCUGAGGAUAUCGAUGCCGUCGUUGACCGUGAUGCAGGGAGAGUUUGCAUCCUCCACGGACCAGUUGCAGCACAGUACUCUCACAGAUGCGACGAAUCAGCACAGGACAUUCUCGAUGGGAUUGCACAUUCCCAUGUCGAGAAAAUCUUGGGCGAACAGUAUGGCAGGCCCAUUACACCACUCUCCGACGAUGAAAGCUUGGUGCAAAGCGGCAGCGGGACUCCAGAUUCCUGGGCGCUGGCUUCGCCAACCUCGAGCGCACCGACAACAAUGGAGACGCCAUUUGUGUGCAAGAGUCCCGGUUCUCAGACCCAGUUGUUCUCCGCGAACAGAAUAGCCAACCAGUUCCCAUCCUCUUUUCUUGCCGGGAGAUGCAGCAACUCCUCCACUCUUCUUCGUGCUUUGUUUGGCUCGGAUCACAUCAUUCGGGACGGCUCUUAUAAAGUCAGUCCCCUUCGGCGUAUCCUGGAACCCCGGUCUGGAGCUUCACUGUCUAUCGAUAGAGAGGCCGGUAAGGUGCUUCUUGAAAAGGAUAACGGCCUCGGACCUGAGAUUCUCGCAGAGAUCUCAUGCAAAGACAACAUGACUUUGGCAGUGGAGCUUCGACAGCCAAGUUCAUACAGAGAUGAUUAUAUUGCCUUGCCAUUUGAGUUCGAGUUACAGACUGACAAGAGCCCUUGGACAUUCAGCGAGGUCAUGCAGGGUCGCAACCUCAAUAUCAAGUCAUUCUAUAGCAAGCUAUGGUUCGAUCAGGAGCUUGACCCCGGCGCAACUGUCCACAGCACCUUCUCAGGGAAAGAGAUGGUGCUUACCUACGACAUGUAUCAGAAUUUCCUUUCUACUGUUGGACAAUCAUAUUCGAAUGGGCCUGUGGUAUGUGGCGACUCAGCAGUGUUCCCCAUCGGUUUUGGUAUCGUUGUCGUGUGGGAUGUCAUCACCAAGCCUUUGGUCUUGCGAGACAUUGACGGUGAUUUGCUUUGCUUGGUACACCAGUCCAAUUCAUUCGAGUACACCAAAGGCGCGUCGGCGCUCAGGAUUGGUGACCUUGUCUCGGCCACCUCAAGAGUGAGAGAAAUCUACAUCGAAGAGGCAGGAAAAUAUGUCGUCGUCGAAGCAGAGGUGAUGCGCGACGGGAAAUCAGUGAUGACUGUUCGAUCGACGUUCUUGUUCAAGGGCAAGUUCAAUGACUUCUCUUCAACCUUCAAACACAAACAAGAACAGGACAUGAUGAUCGAAAUCUCAUCUCGACAGGAUGCAGCUAUUCUCCACGACCGAGAGUGGUUUCAGCCUCAUGACUCGACCACUUCACUCGUCGGUACCACGUUACUGUUCCAGCUGCAAUCAAAUGUCACUUGGAAGAAGCGAAACGUCUUCAAGAGCAUGUCAGUGUCUGGCACCGUCCUUGCUCGGAAGUCUGACACCGAGUUCGAAGAAAUCGGCAAGGUCGACUUCUACGACAGUGAUUGUGUGGGCAAUCCAGUCAUGGACUUCCUGGAGCGCAAGGCGUCAUCGACCACGGUACAGAGCGACCUUCGACACCCUGGCUGGUCGGAUGACGGCACGGUCGAGGUACAAAUCCCCAGCAGCAAUGAGAGGUACGCGAGAGUUUCCAAGGAUUACAACCCUAUCCACGUGUCACCUCUGUUUGCAGACUGGGCCGAGUUGCCCGGUACCAUCACCCACGGAAUGUAUACUUCGGCAGUCGCAGCAAGUGCUCUAGAACAUUUGGCCGCUGAUGGUGACCUGCGGCGGCUGUACCGAUGGUCGGCAACAUUCACGGGCAUGGUUCUCCCUGAAGACAAGCUCAAUGUCCGUUUGCAGCACGUGGGAAUGAUUGAAGGCAGAAUGCGGGUGAAAGUAUCCGCGUACAACGAGGACACUGAUGAAACUGUGCUCGAGGCGGAGGCAGAAGUCGCACAGGCUUCGACAGCAUACGUCUUCACUGGCCAAGGCAGCCAGUCCAAAGGCAUGGGCAUGGAUCUUUACAACAGCAGCCCUGUUGCCAAAGCUGUCUGGGACGACGUGGACGGAUAUCUCUCCGAGACUUAUGGCUGGUCAAUUCUGGAUAUAGUUCGCAACAACCCCAAGUCGUUGACCGUGCACUUUGGCGGCAAAAGAGGUCGGAAGAUCCGCGAAAACUACAUGGCCAUGCAAAUCGAGACACCACUUCCCGAUGGGUCGAGCAUCAGCCGACCCGUUUUGCCCGGCUUGACAUCAACCACAAGAUCAUAUGUCUUCUCCGAGCCUCGCGGCUUGCUCUUCUCGACCCAGUUUGCUCAGCCUGCGAUCCUCAUCUUGCAAAAGGCCACGUUCGAGGACAUGCGGGCCAACGGUCUCAUUCAAGAUGACGCCACGUUUGCAGGGCAUUCUCUUGGAGAGUAUGGCUCCCUGUCAGCAUUCUCGGGCUUUUUGUCUAUUCACGACCUUAUGGAUGUGGUGUUUUACCGCGGACUGAGCAUGCAAGUUUCCAUGGACCGAAACGAACAUGGCCAGACUGGUUAUUCGAUGGCGGCGGCCAAUCCCAAACGAGUUGGUAAAGGAUUCAAUGAAAAGGGCCUCAACGUGGUCGUUGGCUUGAUCGCCGGCGAGAGUCUGGCACUUCUCGAGAUUGUGAAUUACAACGUUGAAGGCGAGCAGUAUGUUUGUGCAGGCACGAUGGAGAAUCUUCAUACGCUAUCUAUGGUUUUGAACCAUCUCUCCAGAAGUCCCGAGGCUGGACACCUGGUGGCCGAAGCCAUCAGACCGGUAGACCUGCUCAACAGUGAGCUCCGGGCGUACAUCGCCAAAUGUGUCGAAGCCACCAAGAAACUCCCCAAGCCGAUCGAAUUGGAACGAGGCACCGCCACCAUCCCGCUCAAGGGCAUCGACGUGCCUUUCCACUCUUCCCUCUUGAGAGGUGGUGUCCAUUCCUACCGCAAAUUUCUGCAGAAGCGUAUUGUGGAAAGCAACAUCCGACCCGACAAAUUGGUGGGCAAGUGGGUACCUAACGUCAUGGCCGAGAGAUUCUCACUGGAUCAGUCGUACAUUGAGGAAGCAUAUAGACUGACACAGAGUCCUGAGCUGAAGGAGGUAUUGGAGCAGGGCUUACAUCUUUGAGAUUGGAUACUUUGUUGUUGGUUACAGGGCCGGGGACGGGGUAUUGGUUUGACGAAGACAUGGGUUUUCCUACCCUGGAUUUUUUUCGAGAUUUUUUUGUUACAUGAGUGCAUGUUGUGUUAUCCCAUAGGCGUUGAUGAUGCACUUUUAUGUUAUGAUUUGGUUUGAUUUGACGGUUGAUUGGACUUCAUGAGUUGAUAUUCAAAGGUAUAAAUUUGGAACUUAGUGCUAUAUCAUAUAUCGUGUUAUCACAAG